AGAAGGAGGGGAAGAUUUUCUGCUGUGGAAAGAGAAACCUGUUUGAUCCCCUGAAGGGCAAAAAACACACACCCACAUUGUCAUCUCCCUCCCAUAACAAGGCUGGGCCUUUUUUUUUUUGGCAAGGGCAGCCUUAGCUGUCUGGGACGCAUUCUGGCUUGCCCACACCUCCGCCGCUGAGCGCAUUAGGACUAGCAGGGAGAGCACUGCUCCAGCCACAGCUGUGAGGGCGGGAGUACUGUUAAAUGCUCGAGGACACCUUUGGAGAAGGGACCCACUGCUGUUGAGGUUACGAUUAUACCAGCUAGCACAAAACUCUGAAUAUUGAGGAAGGAGGAAACACAAACCAUGCUGUCCCUUGGCGUUGUGAAAGAUGGCGUCAUUCUACCUAGUGAUGAGGAUCGAAAGAGGAUCAUCACCCAGAUGAAAGUGCGGACAACACUGAAAGGGGAUAAGAGCUGGAUUCAGCAGAGAUCGGACCCUGAGGAGGAGCAGAACCACAGCCCAUUGCAUUCACCAUUGAGGACCAGGGGCACCACUGGGAAAUCUCCUGCCUCACCGAAGAGUUUGUCACCAACUCGCAGAUUAGCCUUUGAUGAACCACCUUCCCAAGCAGAACCACAGUCUCCAAAAAGUUAUUCCAAAAAAUCUCCCAGUGCCACAUCACCUUCUGGGUACCUCAUCAGAGGGGUUUUCACCAAGACCAUUGAUAAGACUACUCCUUUGAACACAGCAUCCAAUGGCUCACAAAAGAGUGCCAAGAGCUCCAGCCUGCCCCGCUUCAGUCAAGGGCACAAGAUGAGUACUGAGGAGUACAAGAAACUUGCUCCUUAUAACAUCAAACGAGAGCUAUCCGAACCAGGUGACGUGGAGCCUUCCGUUUCCCCAGAUGAGCAACAAAAGAGAACUGAAGCUGCAAGCAGCGUGCUUAGGAGAACAGCCAGCAGGGAGCGCUCCUAUGUCCUUUCAGCUGCUAAGAAAAGCAAUGGGCUUGAUCUAGAGGAUGACACAGGCCCACGCUCCAGAAGUCAGACAGUACCUGCUUCAGGAUGGUUCAGCCGUCGUGGGAAGAGCAGCACCAGUGGGGAAAGAAUAAGCACUUCAGGAUCCCCACGAAGUGAGACAAGGAUGGUGAAUGCUUCUUCUAGCACAAGCUUUGAUUCAGGGAACAGCGGAAACCAAGCCUCCAGUUCCUAUUCUGAAUCCUUGUUCAACCAGUUCAGUUCUUUGGAAAACAGUAACAAACUGGACCAAGAGAGUAAUCAGAUGACUUCCUGGAACAACUCUGCUCCAAAAUCUCCUGAAUCUCCUUCACAUAGAAGUGAGAAGAAUGAACGAAAAUCCAAGGCCACACGAAGUGCUGAAACACCUAGUGCCGUUAUUACUGAGGACAGCUGGGAAACAAGAAAGCCCAAAAGUACAACUGUGAGUCAAACACCUCCACACAUCGUCAUCUCCCCAGAGGCGAACCCAAAUAGCAGGCCCACCUCUCAUUAUCGAACCAGAGAUGCUUUCUCUACACCUGAGACUUAUCUUCAGUCCAUGGCUGGAGAACACCUGCGUGACAUAGAUGUUGGCUCCCCAAGGACUGGCUCUUUCAAUAGGGACAGCACCGAUACUCCUUCUGGAGCAACGUAUAGUGUUCCCACCCACUUUGACAGCGAUGGGGAUGCUGGCUCAAAAAGAUCUUUCUCUGACUUUGAGAAGAAGGCUAUGCAAGAGAUGGCAUAUGAGAGUCCAAGUGACACAGAAUACAAAAAGGUGGAAGCUCAUCUGGCAAAAUCUGGUUCAUGGUCCAGUGAAAGCAGCCUUAGUACCGGCAUCCAAGGCGAACUCCUGAGAGCUGCCAAAAGGGAUGAGUCAGAGCUGGAAAGUGCAAGGUCCAGUUCUCUCUCUAUGGAGAGUGGCGUUGCCACUCCGGAAAGCCAACAGGGAGAGCACGGGUCAGAUUCGGACACAUCAAGUCUCUCCAGGGGGGUUACUUUGGGCAUGUCAGAGACAAGUCAUAGGAUGCCAACCUAUAUGGACAACCCCAGUGUGUUGGAGAGAGAUCACAAGAGAUCGCCAUAUCUGGAUUGCCAACCCAACAAUACCAUCAGCUCAGAGACUAGGCAUGGAAUGUCAUCAUAUCUGAGCAACCAGCCAUCCAAUGCCAGGAAGUUGGAGAUCAGUCAUGAGAUAACAUCAUACCUGAACAACCAAGCAUUCAACAGUGGAAGUAUGUCCUACUACCCCUUCAGAGAUGGCCCAAUAACUGGCUCCCCAAGGAGCCACAGGGUGCCUUUCUAUAAGGACAUUUGUGACACAGAUAUCAGAAGGAAUUCAGAUGAGAGGGCUGCGGCAGCUUCCUCUCGGCUUAAGAAUCCUUCGGCCUCUGGUUAUGACUCAGACCCCACCACAUCAAGCAAAGGCCUUCUCUUCGUGAAGCAAUCAGUCAACAGCACAGAGUUGUCAUCCUCACCACGUUACAAUAGUCGCAGCCUGGCUGAUUUGUCUGAACUGGAGAGGACAAGCUAUAGCAGCGCCAGCUUUCUGAAUAGCAGCCCCCCAAAAAGGCCAACUGAAGACAUCUGCACUUAUUGUGGCCGUGAGAUCCGUAACUGUGCUAAGAUUACCAUUGAGAACCUCAGAAUCUGCUGCCAUGAGUACUGCUUCCGGUGUGGGAUUUGCCACAAGCCAAUGGGAGAUCUCCUGGAUAAAAUCUUCAUUCACCGGGACAUUGUCCACUGUGAUAAGUGCUAUGAGAAGCUCUUCUAAAUUUCCAUUGGCCAGAAGAGCCUAACCCAAGAGAAGACCAUAGCCCACGUGGGCCAGGAUGAUUUGACUGCCUUCUGACCAGCGAACAUCUGUUCUUCCUCUUCUCUUAUGUUACUCUUCUUUAGCCACAUUUUCCUAGGGAAAGCAAUUCACACUCACUCCUUUAACUUUACUACCUACAUUCAUUCUGAUAAACUCAUCCAAGUGCUAAAGUGAAUGAGAUGCAGAGGGGGAGACAGGGACAAUGUCCCUAUCUUCCAGAGACAACCCUUAUUUCCUGGUAUUAAUCUCUUUAAAAAUCCUGUCUCUGGUGGCUAAGUUAUACAAUGUUACACCAGGCAAUUGUCAUUCUGCAUGUUCCAAUGCAUUUCCCCAUCAGUACUGGGGGGGGGGGGAAUCCAGGUUAUUUAUUGGGGGGUGGAGGGUAGGGAGCAGGUUUGUUGCACGAGAGAGCUGAAUCAUAUUUAUUUGUGCCACCUGAAUUUGCUGAUACGUUAUUGAAUUCCACCUGAAAAAAGUGACAGUCUGAAAACAUCCUAUGUUUUGAUUUUGGGGUGCUUUUAAACAAAAUCAACAUGGAGACGUGCACACCUGGGAGGGUGGCCAUAUGUCCUAGAAUGCAACUUUCUGUUUGAAGGACUGUCUGAUUCAAGCUUAAAGGAAAAGUACUAUAAGAAGGCAGAUCUGCAGAAGCCUUGAAGUAGCCUAUCAACAGCACCUUGACAGCAGAACUGAGCAGGUACAGGUCACACAGUCUACCCCAAUAUGCUAUAAUAUUUCUAUUAUAUUAAUUAUUUCUAAAUUUGUAGCUAGACAUACAAAUGAGCAUGUGCAAAUUGUAUGCAAAUCUGUGACCUGUUCUUUUUGUGCACGUAUGAUGCAUUUCCUCUUUUGGAGCUAUGUGGAACUGGCCACCCUUGGCACAUACGGAACGGGCAUAGCUCAGUUCAAACAUGCCUUGUAUGCAUAACAUUAAACUCUGGCAUUUCCAGGUGUUUUGUUUUUAAAGGAUCAUGAGCAACAGGGGAUUGAUAACAUAUCCCAAGAUCCUGGACAAAUACUGCCAUGCAACAGACAUUUACUGAGCUAAGAGGACCCAUAUCUCUAUUCAUUAUAGGACAGCUUCAUAUAUCCAGUAAUGAUGUAUUUCAGAAAUGAAAUGUUGCUGAAUGUGUUUGAGUUGCAUUGUAGCUAAUAUGUAAAUGCUCUCAGUUAUGUUGUGGGUUUGAAUAUUCUUAAGCUUUUUCUUCUUUUAAAUAAAAACUGCUCAACAGGUUAUUCACAGGGUAAAUGCAUACAGAUGUACAGCUGGCAGGCCUACACAGUGUAUAAUAGUGACUGCAUGAAAGGCGUUCCCUUGUCAUCAUUCUUGGUGUGAGAAUAGGGUUGUGUGCACAUGAAUGUCCUUCAUCAUCAUGAAGUAGUGAGUGGUUGUCUUUCUCUCUCUCUGAAAGUACAUAGAGCUGAAGGAGGAAGUGAGAAGAGUGACAGUCUUUCGCACUUCCUUUCAGCUCUAUAUGCUUUUCAAGACUUAGAUUAAUUCUACAGGAUCUGAAUUUUAUCAGAUCCCUUGGAAAAGCUUAGUACAUGUAUGUAAGCUUUUUUCCUCUGUCACUAGGGGUGAUGAUAUUUGGGGAUAAACUGACCGUGGCAGUUACUCAAAAAUCCAUAUAGUAAUUUGGAUAUUAUUAUUUUUACAAGAGACAUUGCGGUAGGAGUUUAGAGAUGAUCACUGGAGAAUAGUGUGAGGGUUGUAUGCCUGCCUGGCUGAGAGGGCUCCAGUAGAAUAUUAGUGUUUGUUGUGGCUGCUAAUUAAUAAGACCACCAUUUUAACUCAACAUACUAAACUUAUUACAGGACCUAAAAAUAGUGGUGACCGUUUUAGACUCUAGACUUGUCUUCUCAUGGGGGGCUUUUUAGAUAGUAAUGUCUAUUCCUUCACUUCAAAGAGUGGUUUGCUAUUUCCCCUUCUGAGUGAGACCCUCUACCUCUGCCCAAAAGUACUGUCAGGCACCAGGGUGUUUUGGCUGGCUCAUUACAACAUUAUGAAGCAAAUAUGUUAUGGCUCAUCCACACUCCCCUUUGUGCCUCAUUUCUAGGUACAGGUCUGGUCUCUCCAGGUCAAGGUGAUUUAUUCCCUCCCAGCACUUUCCCCAGGAAAAUCUGCAUUUUACUGCUGAAUUGGAGCAAAUGGCAAUAAGAUUUUCCAGAUUGCUGUUUGCUCUGAUUCAGUAGUAAAACACACAUUUGCCCGGGGAAAGCA
Molecule: messenger RNA, 5020 nt
Organism: Zootoca vivipara (common lizard)
Lineage: Eukaryota; Metazoa; Chordata; Lepidosauria; Squamata; Lacertidae
Gene: ZNF185
Product: zinc finger protein 185 with LIM domain
Source: RefSeq, a predicted model, not a curated record